Molecule: messenger RNA, 1957 nt
Organism: Chinchilla lanigera (long-tailed chinchilla)
Lineage: Eukaryota; Metazoa; Chordata; Mammalia; Rodentia; Chinchillidae
Gene: Dok7
Product: docking protein 7
Exons: 10
Coding region: 86-1879 (597 amino acids)
Biological process (GO): neuromuscular junction development; positive regulation of protein tyrosine kinase activity
Molecular function (GO): protein kinase binding
Source: RefSeq, a predicted model, not a curated record
UUUUGAAAGUGACCCUGGGCUCAGGCGCCUGGGGCGCUGGGAGAGGUCGCGGUGGCGGCGGGCGCAGUGGGAACCAUGACAGAAGAUGACCGAGGCGGCGCUGGUGGAGGGCCAGGUCAAGCUGCGGGACGGCAAGAAGUGGAAGAGUAGGUGGCUCGUGCUGCGCAAGCGGUCGCCGGUGGCAGACUGCCUGCUGAUGCUGGUCUACAAGGACCGGGCUGAGCGCACCAGGGGCCUCCGGGAGCGCAGCAGCCUGACCCUGGCAGACAUCUGCGGCCUGGAGCCCAACCUGCCCUACGAGGGCCUGGCCCACACACUGGCCAUCGUCUGCCUGUCCCAGGCUGUCAUGCUGGGCUUUGACAGCCGCGAGGCCAUGAGCGCCUGGGACGCCCGCAUCCGCUAUGCGCUUGGUGAGGUGCACAGGUUCCGUGUGACAGUGGCUCCUGGCACCAAGCUGGAGAGCGGCCCAGCCACCCUCCACCUCUGCAACGACGUCCUCGUCCUGGCCAGGGACAUCCCUCCGGCCGUCAUGGGGCACUGGAAGCUGUCGGACCUGCGGCGCUACGGGGCUGUGCCCAACGGAUUCAUUUUCGAAGGCGGGACCAGGUGUGGGUACUGGGCCGGUGUCUUCUUCCUGUCCUCAGCCGAGGGGGAGCAGAUCAGCUUCUUGUUCGACUGCAUUGUCCGCGGCAUCUCCCCGACUAAGGGCCCCUUUGGCCUGCGGCCAGUUCUCCCAGACCCGAGCCCCAGUGGGCCCUCAGCCAUGGAGGAGCGCUCGGCCCAGGAGGCCCUGGAAGCCUUGCAACUGGAAAAGCGGCUCAGCAUCCUGUCUCACGUGGGUCGGCCAGGCAGCGGAGGGGACGACCGCAGCCUGUCCAGCUCCUCAUCUGAGGCCAGCCACUCAGACAUCAGCACCAGCAGCCGGCUCGCCACCUGGCCUGAGCAGUUCUCGUCCUCAGCCAGCACGUCGCAGGAGGGCCUGGGGCUGGCGGCUGCCCAGGCCCCAGGGGAGGCUGGGCUGGGCACCUCGAGGCCACCUCCCAAGCCGCUGCGGCCACGGCAGCUGCAGGAAGUUGGCCGCCAGAGCUCUUCAGACAGCGGCAUUGCCACCGGCAGCCACUCCUCCUACUCGGGCAGCUUCUCGUCCUAUGCAGGCAGCAGCCUGGACAUGUGGCGGGCUGGUGAGGACCUCGGCUCGCUGCUCAGCCUGCCACUGCCGGCAGCUGGGGCACCUGAGCCCGGCCUGUGCGCCUGCCCGCCUGGGGCGGCCGAGUACCAGGUGCCCACGCCCCGGCGGCCGCACUACGACACGCCCCGCAGCCUGCGCCCAGCACCUGGGGACCAGAGCCCAGCUUCCCAGGGUGGCCCUGACCCGGGCUCGGCGGCAGAGCUGGGCAGCCAGAUGUCUGCGGGCUGCCCUUCCAGCUGGCUGGGCACGAAGCGACAGGGACAGGCGACAGAGGCCCCAGGCAGCGAGGCCGCACAGGCCAGCCCCUCCCCCGCCGAGCCCUGGGAAGCCAGCAGCCCCCACGCGGGGCCGCCUCCCGCUUUCUUUUCGGCUUGUCCACUCUGUGGCGGACUCAAGGGUGUGGCAGCCUCACCCCCGGGACUCACCCUGGCACAUCCAGGACUCCCAGGGCCAGGGUCUCCAGAGACGCCCGCCUACGUGAACAUCCCGGUCAGCCCCUCCUCCCGGCCGCAGCUGCACUACAUGGGGCUGGAGCUCCAGCAGGGCGGCACAGGCAUCCGAGGGGCCGCUACCUCCCGCUACGCGCAGAUCGACAUUGCAGCCACAGAGGCGGCGCAUCGAGCCGGGGCCCAGCACGCACAGGAGCGGCUGUCCGAGCUGCAGCAGCGCAGGAGAGGCGCCCCGCAGUGAGGCCCCGCGGGUGGGCAUCGAGCGGGGUGGCCUCUGUCUCAAAGUGCUCGCCGAGGCUGUGACGGGCAUCCUGGCUGC